AUGUCCGAUCCAUCAAUCUAUACGAUCGGCUGGAUCUGCGCCAUUGUCCCUGAGUUCGUCGCAGCCCGGCUCUUCCUCGACGAGGUCCACGAAGAGCCUCGAUCGCUGUCCAGAAACGACAACAACUCGUAUAAGCUCGGGCGCAUGGGCAAGCACAACGUCGCGAUCGCGGUCCUUCCUCAUGGCGAAUAUGGAGAAAGCUCGGCGGCAGUGGUCGCUCGAGACAUGGUCCGCACAUUUGUGAACAUAAGGGUAGGGCUUAUGGUCGGCAUCGGCGGCGGCGCUCCGAGUCCCAAAAAUGACGUCCGUUUGGGCGACAUCGUUGUCAGCUCCCCGGCUGAGGGUUAUGGCGGCGUGAUUCAGUACGACUUUGGCAAAUCCAUCGAGGAUGGGAAGUUCGAGAUGACUGGGUUCUUGAAUCAGCCGCCCCUUGCUCUAAGAACAGCCCUCAACAUGCUGAUUUCUGACCUUGAAAUAGAAGGCAACUCGCUUGAAGAGCACAUUUUGGAGCGCCUGAAGAAUGACAUCUUGAAGAAGAAAUACGGUCGGCCCAGUCCCAAUUCCGACAAACUUUUCCGCAGCGACAUUGUCUAUGACGCAAACAAGUCAAUGGCUGAUUAUUGCGCCGACGACUUCGUGGAUCGCCCGGAACGAGACCCUGGUUCAGAGCCCGUCGUCCAUUACGGACUGAUAGCUUCUGCAAAUCAGGUAAUGAAAGAUGCUCAGAAGCGAGAUGCACUAGCAAAGGAAGAGAACGUGCUAUGCUUCGAGAUGGAAGCCGCUGGUUUGAUGAAUCAUUUUCCCUGUCUAGUCAUAAGAGGAAUCUGUGACUACUCCGACUCUCAUAAAAACAAGCAAUGGCAGGGCUACGCUGCCAUGGCAGCCGCCUCUUUCGCCAAAUCAUUGGUCUGUUGUAUUCCGCGUCAGAGCCUCGAGCAUGAACAGUCUGUAGCAAAAGUAUUGUCUUCUAUCAAUUCAGUCAAGGAAGAUGUCAUCGCCAUAAAAGAUACAAUCGAUCAUGACAUUCUGGACAAAUUGCCAAUGGCUCAGGGUGCUGAAUUCGACAGCUAUGAAAAUCAACACGAACCGAGAUGCCAUCCAAGUACCAGAGUUGAUAUUCUUCGCGACAUUGAAACCUGGGCUCCUCAUGCUACUGGCCCGAAACUUUAUUGGCUCAGUGGAUUGGCUGGAACGGGAAAGUCGAUCAUAGCUCGGACCAUUGCUCAUGAGUUUUACGAGACCAACAUACUCGGCGCCACGUUCUUUUUCAAAAGGGGAGAAGUUGAUCGUGGCAGCGCGUCGUUGUUUUUCGGUACGCUAGCCCGUCAGCUAGCGCAGCGCCGACCCGAGUUAAGCCCGUACAUAGUAAAAGCGAUCAAGGAGACGGAUAAUAUCUGUUCCAAGAGUAUGGAGGAGCAAUUCACUAAGCUCGUCUUCAACCCACUCAAACUGGCAGCCUCAAAACCAGGGGAGCCCAAAAAGUUGAUCCUGGUACUCGACGCAUUGGAUGAGUGUUCGAACGAGAAGGACGUUGAAAUUUUAUUGCGUUUACUGAUCAAGGCUAAACUACAGCUGGAUUGGCCUGGGCAGGAGAAGAUCAAGGCCCUUGUCGACAUCGCCAUACCCUUGUUUUUGUUCGCGGCAAUAGCUUGCCGCUUCAUCCGAGACGAGCUAUUCGGCAGUCCAGAGGAACAGCUUUUGAAGCUUGUUCAGACCGUUCAGAAAGGAGGCGUCAGCGACAAACUUCAAGAGACCUAUCAGCCAGUAUUGAGACAGUUCAGAGGCGAAAGAACGUCGUCAGAGCGAAUGAUCCUGCUUGGAAGAUUUAAAGAGGUCAUCGGCGCAAUCAUACUCCUCGAGCAGCCUUUGUCGGUUACCUCAAUCGCCAGCUUGCUGGGUCUCAAGCCUUCGCAAGUUGGUGGUAUCUUGGUUCCUCUCAGUCGCUAG
Messenger RNA from Colletotrichum costaricense, 1947 nucleotides. RefSeq names its product pfs domain-containing protein. Lineage: Eukaryota; Fungi; Ascomycota; Sordariomycetes; Glomerellales; Glomerellaceae. The transcript is spliced from 4 exons. Bases 1 to 1947 code for a protein of 648 amino acids. Gene Ontology annotation, biological process: nucleoside metabolic process. Gene Ontology annotation, molecular function: catalytic activity. The record is from RefSeq and is a predicted model, not a curated record.